CGCAGCCCUCGCCGCGCGGCCUGACGAGGCCGCCGCGGGGCGCGCCGCCUACGUCUCGCUGCUGUUCGGCGCCGGGCCCGAGGCGCGCGGCUACGCGCUGGGCGCGCUGGUGCUGGCGCACGCGCUGCGCCGCACCGGCUGCCGGCACGAGCGGGUCCUGAGAUGCACACCAGCGACGUCCCCGCGGACGUGCUGGAGGCCCUGCGGCGCUGCGGCCUGUGGCGCCUGAGGCAGGUGGAGUACCUGCACGGCAGCCACGCCCUGGGCAACAUGGAGAACUGGCACGGCAUCUUCACGAAGCUGAGGGCCUUCUCCCUCGUCGAGUACGAGAAGGUUUUGUUCCUUGACCUGGACAUGCUGGUCCUCGACAGCCUCGAUGCCCUGUUCGACCUGACGCCGCCCGCUGCCAUGGUCAAGGGCAGGUGGCAGCCUGACCACGGCACGGAGCUGGAUGGGCGGUUCUUCUUCCCACCAGAGCAGUGGAACGAGCCUCACGGUGGCAUCAACGCCGGAGUCAUGCUGCUGAGACCUGACCAGCACGUCCACGACAGGAUGGAGCAGGAGGUGGCCGACAAGUGGCACCCGGAGCACAUAUACGCCUACGGGCCCGAGCAGGAGUACCUGUCGCGCUUCUUCGCGGACCGGUGGACGCAGGUGUCCUCGCGGCACAACUUCCAGCUCUUCCGCUUCAGCGCCUCGCAGGCUCUGCGCAAGCUGGGCGAGGUGCCGCCGGCCGCCGCCGAGGUCGUCGCCUCGCUCGCCGCGGUGCAGUUCUCCUCGCACCCCAAGCCCUGGGCCUUCGCCGGCCUCUCGGCCGAGGCCACCGCAGGCCGCGUCGCCGACUCGGUGGCCGCGGUGGCCGCGGAUAUGCCCAGUGGUACCAGUCGGACUCCGGGCCGCCGCCGGAGCUGUGCCUGGGCGUCUCGCAGCUGCUGGUGCGGCGCUGGGCCGAGGCGUCUCGCGAGGUGGCCGCCGAGCUCCCCGAGGAGGCCGCCGUCCUCGGCUUGAGCACCGCCUGCGAGCUCGCGGAGCCGGGCCGAGGGCGCCCGUAGUGCUGCGAGGGGCGCACGGCCUCGGGGAGCAGAGGGCGCAGAAGGCACGCCAGGAUUUUUGCGAGUCGAGUCCGUUGGUGUUGUGAGUCUGCGUCCGAAGCGGAUCUCGCGCGUGUGAGGGGGUUUCGUCUUGAAGGAUCUUUCGCGUUUGCAGGGUUUCGUUUUGUUUGGCGUUCGCGGUUUCGGCUUGCGCGCAUGGUGUGCGAGCCUGUGCAAUUCCGAUGCUGGUUGGACGUUGGACCCACGCCGCUCGAUCAAAUGUGUGCG
Prorocentrum cordatum is the source of this 1319-nucleotide messenger RNA. The record is from the annotation of a GenBank genome assembly. Lineage: Eukaryota; Dinophyceae; Prorocentrales; Prorocentraceae.